AUAAACAUUUGAGUUCAUAGACUCAUGGCUUAUGAGUCUCCAGUAUGUAACCUGUCUUGAACUGUCUGAUCAGUUUUGUUUGCGAACAGAGUCAUCGUUCAAGGAUGGUCAGGCAAGCUGGCAAGCCUAGGGAUGGUGUGGCGUCGUUACACCGAGUUCGAACAGUUGAGAACGUAUCUGGAGACAAUCUAUCCCUGGACAAUCGUACCACCAUUGCCAGAAAAGAGAGCUACAUUCACCUGGGAGAAUACGCCCAGCGAUACUUUCGAUCCAGACUUCAUCGAUAGGAGGAGAGCUGGUUUGGAGACAUUCCUUCAUCGUGUUGCCGAUCAUCCCGUACUUUGCAAUGACCCACUUGUAGUGUCAUUCCUUCAGCAAGAAGACAGUUGGAAUGAAACAAUUAAAGAAACAGGUUACCUGCAAUCGGCCGAAUCAAAACUGAAAGCCUUAUCAGUCAGUAUUCGUCUUCGAAAUCCGGAUAAACAGUUUGAAGAAAUUAAAGCAAAUGCUGUUGAUCUGCAAAGUAACUUGAGCAAUGUUCUAGACAUAAGAGCUAGAUUGGCUAGUAGACGCUUCAAUAUGUACAAAAUGCAUGGUGCGUACGGGAAGGUGUUCAGUGAAUGGAGCGCCAUCGAGAAAGACAUGGGAGAUGGUCUUCAGAAAGCGGGCCACUUCUUUGAUUCAAUUGCUGCGGGUAUUGGAAUUGCUUUAGAAUUUGAAGAACUGAUAGCCGAUCAUUUGAAAGAGUAUUUGUUCUUCGCAUUAUCUGUACAAAGUGUUUGUGAAAGACACGAAAUGUUGCAAUUAGAACUGGAGCAAGCUGAAGAUCUCGUCAGUAGUAGAAUCAGCGAGAAAGAGAAGGCACAACAAGGAAGAUCUAGUUUAAUGUCGAGAUUGUUCGGUUCUGUGGACACAGAGGAAGUCAGAGAUAUAAAGGUUGGCCAGAUUGAUCAGAAAAUCCAUGAAGGGGAAGAAUCUGUUCGGGAACUUCAGUUAUCUCUCAGCGAGUUCUCAAGGAACGCCUCCAAAGAUAUUGACUAUUUCAACCAGAGAAAAGUCACGGAUUUGAAAGAGACGUUUUCAAUCUAUGUGGGAAUGCAAAUUAAAAUGACUCGUAAGAUUCUUCAAACAUGGACAAACAUCAGGGACUGCAUAAAUAGUAUUCCUUAGAUGAUCUCUGUACUUUAUCUGUACACAUUCCUUUAAAUGAUUAAUUGUAUUCGACAUAGUGGUGAUACGCCAUGUGCUAGUCAUGUUAUAACUAUUUCCAUUCAAGGCCAUUUAUAAGUUAGUUAUGCAGUACUUAAUUCCGAUUCGUAAGUUCAUUCUCAAUAGUAAAAUAUGAAUCAGUUAAAGUUACUUAUACGAGUGUUCAGACUUCCAAGUCAGAAUAUCAUAAUAAUUAUUAGGUUAUAAUAUUAAGAUUAAGUUUCAAGGUUAAGAUUAAGUUUCAAGGUUAAGAUUAAGUCAUGGGUUUAAAGUUCCCUGUUAUUUAUGUCUUAUGAAACUGAAUCAUGAUUACUUCUAGAUUCCUUCUGGAUACUAUAUUGAAGGACAAUUUUCUACAGUAGUUACUUGUGAUAAUCAAAUUUAAAUGACGACUAAAUUUUGUUAGUGGGCUUGAUUCUCUGAUUAUUCAUAUGACUGAUUAUUUUAGAGUUACAGCACUCUAGACCUUCUACCUGCAAUAAUUAAGCUGCUAUCAUCCAAUCCUUGUCACUAUAAACGAUAAAUGUAUUGAAAUAGGGUGAUGAAAGUCAAUUUGUUGCAUGGAAGCUAGAAAGAUCUCAAACCCCAAGUCUCAUGGACGUUUGUUUUCAAUUUAUUAUGCUGCCUUCAUUCAAUCCUUUUCAAGUAAUUUAUUAAUUGAUUACUUUGCUCAACAUAGGAUCUUUGUCUAUGAUCAGCUAUGAAUGUUAGAUUCAACUGUCGUAUCUGAUUUUGAGUACCAUUUUGUUUGCCAAUUGAUCACUCUGAUGUCUGCGGUUUUUCAUGCUUACAAAGCCCUUCACCGAUUGGUACAUUAUUCAACUACAUUUAUAUUGUUUGUAAAGAAACUUUUGUAGAUUGUGGAAUGUGAGAGUUUUUCAAGAUCUCAAGUAUGAGAUCCGUCUUUAUCACAAUUUGUAUGAACAUAAAAAGCAACGAUAUCUUCACGAUCUUCUCAUAUCAUAAAUAGUGUAUUUUGGUAAUGAUUCUCAUUGCCUUCUAGUGUAAGUAGCUCUUCCAUACAGUAGAAUAUAGAAUACAAUGUUUCUUGUUUUUACUUGGACAACUAUAUAAUAAAUAAUUUUAUUCCCAUCAUAAAUUUCAAUACUACAAUAUUACCACUCCAUUUCAAUACUCUCUUCCAUUUAAAAUAUACUACUCUCAUGUUGAGAUGUACAGUGUUUAACAUGAAGGUGAUGUUGUCACUCUUUGACAGAACCAAACCCAAUCCACAGUUGAGUUGAGGUUGAGUAAUAGAUGAGGCUGCUAUCUUAAUCAGAACCUUGGUCCCAAACCUUUUAAAUACCACAAUAUUCGUAACUCAGUUAGGAUUUCAUGAUGAAUAAUAAAUUCAGUGAUAUCAGAAAACGUCAAAUUAUUCAGGAGAGACCUGGAAACUUUGACCUACAUGUUGGGUCGAGUCUUGUUUAUUCGAUCUCUACUUUAUUUUUGCAUUAGAAAAGUAAUCAUUACCGUACUCUAGACCUGUUCUGCAACGAUCGAUAUCUCCAGCUCUGUUCUUAUUGAUUUGCUUGACAUUUCUAAUUCUACAAUAUGUAUUUGUAGUAAAUACUCCUUCAUUCCAUAAAACUAAAAUCAAAAUAUGCAAGUCUUAUUUUAUUUUUACCAAAGGUAAUUAUUAUUUAUAAAUAUUGUAAAAUAUCAUGAAACUUAAUAGAAUUUAUGUUCCCAAACACUAUGUAAUUGAUAUUGUAAAUUAUUAAGUCUUAUCUAAUCUGAAGUACCUACGUAUAUUAUGUAAAACGUCUAAAUAACUGUAUAUUAUUAAUGUGACUAAAUAUAUAAAUGAUGAUUACACCUAUUAGUGAUGUGAUUGCAUUCUUGUAUAAAGGUGGUAAAAGUAUAUUUUUCCAAUUGUCUAUGGAGAACUUUCAAUAUGAGACUUAUGUAAAGUGUAUAUUGAGUGUUAUUUCAGUUAUUGAAUAAACGAUUUUAAUUGAAAUUAUGAUUAAUU
This is a messenger RNA of Nilaparvata lugens (brown planthopper), 3184 nucleotides long. Its product is annotated as sorting nexin-4. Gene Ontology annotation, biological process: protein transport. Gene Ontology annotation, molecular function: phosphatidylinositol binding. The record is from RefSeq and is a predicted model, not a curated record. NCBI's taxonomy places the organism in Eukaryota, Metazoa, Arthropoda, Insecta, Hemiptera, Delphacidae.